Protopolystoma xenopodis is the source of this 1191-nucleotide messenger RNA. Lineage: Eukaryota; Metazoa; Platyhelminthes; Monogenea; Polystomatidea; Polystomatidae. The record is from the annotation of a GenBank genome assembly.
AUGAACGACUCAUCUUCCACAGGUCUCCCUUCAUCGCAUCAGUUCUUCCUGCCCAUGUGCCUGCAGGAGAGCUCUGUCUCUCCGGGCCUCUUCUGUUCGUCUGGCAUGUUUCCAGCCUCUAUGUCGGGCAGCGACGCCACCGUCGUUACCGUUAACGGCUCUGGCCACUGCGAGGCCUACAAUUCUUUGGCCGGAGGAGUUGUAUCCAGCGUCUAUCCUGGCGACCUGAUGGCUCAUCUGACAGGAGCUGUGGUCACCUCUUCAUCCAGCUCCACCCUCCUCGCCUCCGCCUCACAAGACGUAUGCAUGACGACUCCUCAUUCCGCCUCUUGCGCCACCGCUGCCACGGCAGCCAUCACCUCCUCGUCGAUCUCCUCCUUUUGCGUGACGCCAUCGAUAGCUGCUUCGUCAGCAUCUACGGCCUCCAGCUCUGCCUCCUCCUCCACCAUCCUCACUGACGCCGCUGCUAAGACGCAUUCCGCACCUUCAGAUUCCGAUUCCUUUUUACUGCUUGGCCCCGAGGAAACUGAUGCCAUGGAGUCUGGAAGUCUGCAGUCAGGAUUCCUGGCAGAGGGUGUCGGUCGACAGUCAGAUAUGGAGCAAAGAUACGUCUUUCCGGGGCUCGGAGUCAACGAGUUCUUGGCAUCUGCUAGAGGCCCAUCAGAAUUCCAGCCAGCCGCUGACGACACAGAGGCCUAUGCUCAAUACCAUCUGGCCUGCCCUUCGUCGUUCGUGUCACUUGUGCCCAUCACCAAUGCCCUAUCAACUACUACCACCGUUUCCACGGCCACCGCCUCUACAACAGCCUCCUCGACCGGCUCAGUCUCUCUGUCUGGACUGGCUGAGUCGGAAGGACAGGUUUUGAUGUACAACACAGGCCCGGGCACAAGUGAACUAACUGCCAACAUACCUCCCAGGGGGAGUGGUAUCGGACAAACCAACUCGGGGCUCACGACGAGCCCAUCCGUUAGACUGGAUCUUCUGGAAGGUCAGGGCCAACUGUUGUCAUCGUCCAAUACAGUCUAUCUGCCCAUGACAGGCGGACACGGUAUGGGGGAGAGUUUCUCCUCUGGCACACUCGAAGGGGAGAACGGACAGUCCACAGGACACAUUUCUUCAAUGAUACAGCACCAUCAUCAGCACAAUCUGCCUCAUUCCCUUCCUUCUCAUCGCCAUCGUCAUCUCCAUCAG